AUGUUCUCUCGCCUCACCGUCGUCACCUCCCUCGCCCUCCUCUCUAUUCUUGCGGUCGCCACCCCAAACCCCGAGAACGCCAAGCGUUGGGCUACCACGACUACGCCCCAGGCUCCGACCACGACCGUGACCGUGACUGAGACGGCAACGGCCUCGUCCGUCCCUGCCAGUGAUUGCUCGACUGGCUCCGUCCAGUGCUGCAACACCGUUACAAGUGCGUCGGAUCCCACCGCCGCCGGUAUUCUGGGUCUGCUCGGCGUCGUCGUUCAGGGCGUCGACGUUCUGGUGGGCCUCACCUGCGACCCUAUCACCGUCGUCGGUGCUGGCGGCGGUUCUUGCAGCGCUCAAGCUGUCUGCUGCCAAGACAACAGCUAUGGCUCUCUCAUCUCCAUCGGCUGUAUCCCCGUCACUCUCUGA
This is a messenger RNA of Phanerochaete carnosa HHB-10118-sp, 417 nucleotides long. RefSeq lists its product as uncharacterized. The record is from RefSeq and is a predicted model, not a curated record. Gene Ontology annotation, cellular component: fungal-type cell wall. The coding region runs from base 1 to 417 and encodes 138 amino acids. Gene Ontology annotation, molecular function: structural constituent of cell wall. Lineage: Eukaryota; Fungi; Basidiomycota; Agaricomycetes; Polyporales; Phanerochaetaceae. The transcript has 3 exons.